AUGAUUGUUAAAGUGAAGACACUGACUGGGAAGGAGAUCUCUGUUGAGCUGAAGGAAUCAGAUCUCGUAUAUCACAUCAAGGAACUUUUGGAGGAAAAAGAAGGGAUUCCACCAUCUCAACAAAGACUUAUAUUCCAGGGAAAACAAAUUGAUGAUAAAUUAACAGUAACGGAUGCACAUCUAGUAGAGGGAAUGCAACUCCACUUGGUAUUAACACUAAGAGGUGGUAACUAG
Messenger RNA from Saccharomyces cerevisiae S288C, 234 nucleotides. RefSeq names its product NEDD8 family protein RUB1 (gene RUB1). The coding region runs from base 1 to 234 and encodes 77 amino acids. The transcript has 2 exons. The record is from RefSeq and is marked reviewed. Lineage: Eukaryota; Fungi; Ascomycota; Saccharomycetes; Saccharomycetales; Saccharomycetaceae.